Messenger RNA from Corylus avellana, 972 nucleotides. RefSeq lists its product as uncharacterized. NCBI's taxonomy places the organism in Eukaryota, Viridiplantae, Streptophyta, Magnoliopsida, Fagales, Betulaceae. The record is from RefSeq and is a predicted model, not a curated record.
AAAACAGGAGACUCCAUUGCUUUUGUCUUUAGGUUACUUUAAGAAACUUGAACUGUUUUAUCUUCUAUAUCUGUAUGUUGGAAGGGAAAUCAGGAGAAGGAAAGAAGCAGCCAAAGAGAUUGUGGGUGGGGAGGUGUCUGUUCUGACCAAUAAAGAAAAAGCCUGCAAUUACAACACACUAGAGCCUCAAAAUGCUGCUUAUUAGAGAAACCAUUCAUAAAACCAAGCUCUGCUUCUACAAAACCCUUCAAAACCUCAAGUCUUUCUGCUAUGGGAAGUGCCAAAAGCUUCCCAAACUCCAUUCCUUCAAUCCCUUCUCUUGCAGCGGCAGCGGCCGUGGCAGCCGAAAAGAGUAUCAAAUAGAUCAAUUCUACAUCAAGUUUUGUGACGAAUGGGAGGCCAGUCUAGACAAGGCGAAGGAGAGUUACAAUACUAGUCUAAUGGCCUCAAAAGAGCACAGGAAGGAAGAAGCAGCAGAAGAUGCAUGUCGUGGAAGCUUCAUAAAGUUUGCAAGGCAAAGUCCUGUGAAGGUGGAAGAAGAACAGAAGAAGAAAGAAAGUACCCAAAUAGGAAAAGAAGAGUCAUGCUCAAAGAACACCAAUGAAGGGGGCCUUGUGUUGGCACAAAAGAUGAAGGAUAUGGAGAUGAUUGACACAGAUGAUGUGGAACAUGUGUUGGAUGUUGAAGAGGCUCUGCACUACUAUUCUCGCCUUACAAGCCCACUCUACCUAGACAUUGUCGACAAGUUUUUCACAGACAUGUACACAGAGUUCUCUGUCCCACAAGUCUCCAACAGCAUCGACACUUCCAAGAGAAGAUUUGGUUCCAUCAGGUUGUAGAUGGCCAUGUUCAUUAAAAUCUGUUCUUUUCUCUUUUUAAUUUCAUUUCCUCUGCUUUUGUGCAUUUGGUUUUGGUUUCAAGCUUUGUAUACCCUCCUGAAAUCUCAGUCAAUUUCAUGAAGUUAUUCCAACC